AAAUCAAAUAUUUCGUUUUGGAAAAGGAAACGGUUUUUGGUUGCGGUUUUGAUAGAAAAAUGGAUUUGUAGACGAGUUUCGUGAAUAGUGUGUUUAUUCAAUUGAAAUUAUUGUAUUACUAGCUAAAUAUUUUCUUAGAAAUCCAAAUAUGGAGCCAAUGAACUUAGGGAGUCCAACUCACUCUCCUUCGGGGAGCCCGAAUGUGGGGUAUCUACCUCCAUUUCUUUUGGGUGAAAUCAACCCUCCAACGACCCCGAGAACUAAUAGCUUAUCACCAACGAAAGGACGGAGCCUUGCUUUUGGAUCACCAACCAGCCCAACUCAGACUUCAACACCGGACCAAAAAAUGUACCGUCCAAACGUGUCAAUGCAUCAACAAGCUUUGUACAACCAGCAAAAUAUGUUUACAAAUAUCCCAACUUCUCCUAACAUAUCUUAUUCUAGUAAACCCAAUGGUCCCCCAAUAGAGGAUCUUUUCGAUACUAUAAAGAGUAAUGAACCAAAUAAGUCUGUGUAUCAAGAUCAAAGUUUCUUUGGCUAUGGGAACAACAAUUCUUUGAUGCAGAACUCUUAUGUAAAUGCAUCGUUAAAUAAUCAGUCACUUACAACGCACUGGCAAGAUGGAUGUCAAGACCAAGAUGAAUACUGGGUCACUAUAUUUGGUUUUCCACCAAAUGCAGCUAACACUGUGUUAGCUAGAUUCAGCAACUGUGGUGCUAUCUUAGAUAAGCAGUAUCCCACACAAGGUAAUUGGGCCCAUGUUCGGUACGCAACUAGAGCAGAAAAGGAGCGAGCAAUGGCAUUAAAUGGCCGACAAAUUCUACCUGGAGUAAUGGUUGGCGUAGUUGAAUGCAAAGAACCACCCAGAAUGACCAUAUCUAAUCCUGGAAUAACCUCACCCGAAAGGUAAUUGCUGUGUUUUCAUCAAAGAACAAUAAUUGAUGAAACUAAUUUUUAGACAUGUUUGAACCACACUGCCUAAUAGCUGCCGUAUGAAUGGGUUGACUCGGCCGGGAAAGAACAACUCUCACAGAAUAUUAGUAUGUAUAAUAGUACAAUUCUCAUCACCCCUUAUUAACUUACUAUCAGAAACACUGCUGCUGUGUUUCUGAUAGUAAGUUAAUUAACACAUGUAUGUACAUGUUUUGAUAUAACAUUUUUGAUUAAUUUAAUGAUUUAACAAUUAAAUUUUUUUUAAUUUAAAAUAAAAAUAUUACUACGUUUUUUUUAUCAUAUUCUUGUAUUGUCAUUCGAAUUUGAUCUAUAUUCAAAAUUUGAAGUUUCUGGCUCAUCGGAGAGUCAUUUAAAAUCAAUUACUAAAUUCCACCUGGAAUGACAGACAAACAAGAAUGUGACUUAAUAAAAAUGUGGUAAAAACAAGUAGAUAUUCUUUUAUGAUGAAGUGUCAUCAAGAUAAGUAACAAUAAUUCUUGGAUUUUUUUUUAAAUAGAAUAUCUGAGCAUUAUUUUUAUUACAAUCUGUAACUACUUAGCUUAGUGAUAAGUGUACCUGGCUAUCUAAAAUGUAUCUAGUGUAGUAUGUUGCCUUUACAUAAUAAUUUUACCUAAGUUUUUGGAAGAGAAGAAGAGGCGACAAAGGGAAACAAGCAGGAGAUGGGCAGCAGCAUCUUCCUGAUAAUAGCCAAAAUUACAAUAAAAAAACUGUGGUUGCCAACCCGCUCGCCAAGCGUGGCAACUAUGGCAAAUACCCCCCAAUGACUAAAGCAACAAACAGACGGCCCCAGUCCCCGGCGGCCCCGCUAUUCCUGGCUACGGUGGCGACCAUGGUAACGGCGGGGCAGGGGGUGCUAAGAAUCUCCGGUGGAGGUUCGGUUGCCACCUUAGACGACUCGACCUGGCAACGUACAACGCACGCACCCUGAGGACUGACGAGAAGGAUUAUCCGAAGUCCGAAGAAAGGGGGAGGACACGGUAAUCCUCGAAUCCGGCAACUUGCUCUAUCACCGGGAGGGCGACCAUCUGUCCCAAGGAGGUGUCGGAUUUAUCGUCCACAAGUCUCUCGUUAACAACGUUGUAAAGAUCGGGAGUGUGUCGACGAGGGUUGCGUACCUUAUACUCAGAAUCACCAAACGGUAUUCGCUGAAGGUCAUACAGGUUUACGCACCAACCUCGGCACACCCCGAUGAGGAGGUGGAGGAAAUGUAUGAGCAUAUCUCUAGAGCCAUGCAUUCCUCCAAAACCCAAUAUACGGUGUUAAUGGGAGACUUCAAUGCAAAACUAGGCACAAGAGAGAACGGUGAGCUGAAAGUAGGGAAAUUUGGAAUAGGGCAACGGAACCCAAGGGGCCAGCAGCUGGCCGACUUCAUGGAGAAAGAGGGAUUCUAUGGUGAACUCUUUGUUCCAGAAGCGGCCCCACAGGAAGUGGACCUGGUCGAGCCCCGACGGUCCGACAAAAAAUGAGAUUGACUUCAUUAUGACGACCAGACGACAACUGUUCAGUGAUGUCUCCGUGAUCGAGAGGGUAGCGAUCACCUAAUGGUUAGAGGCACACUUGGCACAAUGCGCUUCUUUCGAAGCUCCCUUCCUAUGGGCUUCCCAAGAAAUUGUGCAAUUGGAUCACCAGCUUCCUUGCAGAUCGGAGCAUCAAGGUCGUUGUAGACGGUGCAUGUUCUGACUACAAGCCUAUUAACGCUGGUGUUCCACAAGGCUGUCUGCUAUCACCAACGCUGUUUCUUCUGCAUAUCAAUGAUAUGUUGCUAACUGGUAACAUUCAUUGCUAUGCGGAUGACAGCACUGGUGAUGCCCUAUACACCGGCCAUGCCAAUAUUUCUCGGGAAAACAUCGCCGAGUACCGGAACAAACUUGUGUCUGAAGUCGAGUCUUUGCUGAACAAAGUCUCGGAUUGGGGGCGACUAAAUCUAGUCCAGUUUAAUCCUCAGAAGACACAAGUUUGCGCGUUAACCGCUAAAAAGAACCCCUUUGUCGUAUCUCCUCAGUUUCAAGGCACUCCCCUUCUUGCCUCAGUCAGUAUCGGAAUCCUCGGCGUCGAGAUAUCGAGUGACGUGCAGUUUCGUGGUCACUUGGAAGAAAAGGCCAAAUUGGCCUCUAAAAAGCUUGGCGUGCUCAGCAGAGCGGGACAGUAUUUCAUGCCGACACACCGCCUGCAACUUUGCAAGGCGCAUGUUUGGCCUCACAUGGAAUACUGUUCCCAUCUCUGGGCAGGGGCUCCCCAGUGCCAGCUCCUUCCACUUGACCGCAUCCAGCGCAGAGCGGCUCGAAUCGUCGACGACCGAACCCUUUCCGAUCGGCUCGAUUCAUUGGCACUGCGAAGAGAUGUUGCAUCCCUUUGCAUUUUCUUUCGCAUCUACCAUGGGGAGUGCUCUGAGGAAUUGUUCACUGCUGGCCAUAUGAGGAAGCUCAAGGUCGCUCAGCGAGCUAUGGAGAGGGCUAUGCUCGGAGUUUCUCUGCGUGAUAAACUUAGGAAUGAGGAUAUCCGCAGUAGAACCAGAAUAACCGACAUAGCCCAACUGAUUAGUAAGCUGAAGUGGCAGUGGGCCGGCCAUAUAGCUCGAAGAACCGACAACCGAUGGGGAAGAAAGGUUCUCGAGUGGCAGCCUCGUACCGGUAGGCGAAGUGUAGGGCGUCCCCCCACGAGAUGGAGUGACGACCUGGUAAGACAUGCAGGAAGUCGAUGGAUGCAGGUGGCUCAGGACCAUGCUUUGUGGCAUUCUUUGGGGGAGGCCUAUGUUCAGCAGUGGACUUGUGAAGGGCUGUAAUGAUGAUGAUGAUGAUGAUUUUGGAAGAUUGCCUUCCUCAUAGUUUUCUCAUAGGAUAUUAGCCAUGGUUGUUAUGCUUGGCUAGUUUAUGCCGGACAUAAAAUACCCUGAUGAGCAAUGAGGAGCAGCAAUAAAUUUAUGAGAGAUUGAGUACUGUGAACAUCUAUCCGCCUACCAAGUGUGGUGAUUAAGCCAAAUUCUCCUUGCUGGGGAAAAGCCCAGGUCCAGCAAAUAAUAUUUUAUAUGUGGUAGAGCCAUGCUGCAGCUAUAUUAGUGGUAUAGUUGUAGCACGAAUGGGUCGGCUCGACCGGAGAAGGACCACGCUCUCACAGAAAACCAGCUUAAAAUAGCAGCUUAACACUGCUGUGUUUCGUAUGGUGAGUGUAGAGAACCGGAGACCCUUUUUACUGGCAAAGAGGCAUUCCGUCUUAGUCCUCACGGGUGACAACGCAUCUGCAUCUUGAGUCUUUAUUGUGGAUAGAUGUAGAUGUCUAUGGGUCGCAGUGGCCACUUACCAUCAGGUGGACUGUGUGCUCGUUUGUCACCCUAUCCUAUAAAAAAUAAAAAAGUUUACAGCCUGAUGAAGAACAAGAAGGUGGAGAUUGUUGUUCUUACAUUCAGUCUAUAUCUAACUUCAUUUUGGCUUCUUUCUGGUUGGGUAUACUUGCAAUAACUAUAAUGAUGACUGUUGUGAAUAACUGUUUUAAAAGUCCAGUGCUAAAUGUGGGUCUCUCCCAUUCAAAUUGAAAAUAAAUUGUGAACAGUUGGCUGUUAGUAAAAGUUUAAAACCAUUGCAGAGAGGAUUGGCUUUAAUCAGCUUCACAUGUAUUGAUGGUCACGGUACCAGACAUUUUGGACUGAUGCUACUUCCAAUACAUAGCAUUAUUACCAUCUUGUUUACGCAGUGUAUUUUGCUUAAGAAAUGAUUAUUAAUUACAUGUCCUUUGUGCAUUGUAAAAUGGAUUGUAAGAAAAGAAAAAAAAAUAUGAUUUCUUGUAGGUACUAUAACUAAAAACAUUUAUUUUUGUUGUUUAUGCUUCCAGACAUACAACAGCCAGGUCUCUAUGUCCAACACCUAUCCCAGCAGCACCAGUCCCUCAGAGGUCUAAUGGGAUUAUAGCAAAGGCCUUGGAUUAUGUACUAGGGUGGUGACAAAAACUAUUUAGUAUAUUUUAUGAAAAACAUGUAAGAUCACGGAAACAAAAAGUGCUAAAAGAAUGGCAUUGAUGAAACAGACUGGUUUUUCUCUGUACAUAUAAGAACUUAUCCUUUCAUAAUAACUUUGAAAUGGAAUAAAAAUAUCGCUUACUAAUUGAUCAAUGUUUAUUUCUAAAUGUUACAUACAAAAUCCAAUGAUAUUUUAAAAUAUGGAUAUGUUAAGUGCAAAAAAGAGUCUUCGAAAACUGUAUUAAGUUGACAGAGACACAGCUUCAAAAUGUCAAUAUAGUAUGAGGUAAUUGGAAAAGAAAGUCUAGAUGAUAAAAUUAUAGCUAUAAAAUAAAUUAAUUUGUUAUAGAUAUUUGCGCUUUGAUAGAGAUUUGACUGUAAUUAUAUGUCAAAAUGUGUUAAUCUAUUAGUCUUCAACUGGAUUAUGUUAUCUAUAUUUUUCAAAUAUCAUUGACAAAUCCAUUUUUAAAUACAUGUUAGUUUGUAAAAUCAAAUGCAUGUUUUUAGAUAUUUAAUAAAAUAUGUAAUGCUUACUUUUAUCAAGUGUGAAUAUAUGAUACAAAAAAAUACAUUCCACACAGGUACUUCUUUUCAUCAUGUUUCAGUUAAAAUGUGGCUAUAAAUACAUAUACAUUACAAUGUUUCUUUUGUUUUAUAAUACCGUUGAUUUGCCUAUUUUCUUAACAAUAUUUGACUUUGUAAAAGUUACAAUUCUUAGAUAAAUUAUAAAGCAUCACAGUA
This is a messenger RNA of Parnassius mnemosyne (clouded apollo), 5644 nucleotides long. The record is from the annotation of a GenBank genome assembly. Lineage: Eukaryota; Metazoa; Arthropoda; Insecta; Lepidoptera; Papilionidae.